AUGUCACACUCAUCCCCAUCAACACACUUUCGCCUCCUGGACCUCCCCGUCGAAGUUAGAGAACAUAUCCUCCGCUACGCCCUCCAAGUCCCCUACUACAUCUCCCCCCGCGUAUCCAUCCCCCGAGACGCCUUCGUCCUGCGCCUCCCUCCGCUGACAAGAACCUGCCAUCUCCUCCGCAAGGAAUCCCUCCCAUUAUAUUUCGAAUGCAACACCUUCCACUUCAACCUCAAGGACGUCCUCGAAACGCCCCUCGAGCAGGAUCUCCGUUUUGAAAAGAAACUAUUGACGUUCGGGGCGUGGUGCGAGGCGGUGGGGUCGGAGAGGUUCGCGAGGAUCAGGAGUUUCGCUUUGAAUCUGAGAGGUGGAGGCGUUGGGGGAGGGAUGUAUGUGCCGAAUGUUGUGGUGACGGUGGGGCGGUUCGGGAAGGUGGAUGUCGAGGCGAAAUGUUUAUGGCAGGGGGAGGGUGGUGGAGGGCCAAAGUAUGAGGCGAAGCCGGCUCCCGAGGAGUUGGUGAGAGUUGUCAGAGAGGUUGUCGCACGGAAUCAAGGGAGCGGAUGUCUUCUCCCACGGGAUGUGGUGCAGUUCUGUCGGGCGGUUGAGAGGUUCGGGCCAGCCUUGCCGUACUUGAGGAUGUAG
Zasmidium cellare ATCC 36951 is the source of this 639-nucleotide messenger RNA. RefSeq lists its product as uncharacterized. The transcript has a single exon. Lineage: Eukaryota; Fungi; Ascomycota; Dothideomycetes; Mycosphaerellales; Mycosphaerellaceae. Bases 1 to 639 code for a protein of 212 amino acids. The record is from RefSeq and is a predicted model, not a curated record.